This is a messenger RNA of Phytophthora infestans T30-4, 357 nucleotides long. RefSeq lists its product as uncharacterized. Gene Ontology annotation, molecular function: RNA-DNA hybrid ribonuclease activity; nucleic acid binding. NCBI's taxonomy places the organism in Eukaryota, Oomycota, Peronosporomycetes, Peronosporales, Peronosporaceae. The coding region runs from base 1 to 357 and encodes 118 amino acids. The transcript is spliced from 2 exons. The record is from RefSeq and is a predicted model, not a curated record.
AUGAACAGUGGGCACGGAAACUUCCCGGACCCUGUCCACCCCAGUUCUAUUGUGGCAUUCUGUGGCGGUAGUGCACUUCGGAAUGGGGAACCGGAUUGUAAUGCAGCGUACGCCUGUAUUUUCCCGCAUAACCGAGAUUGGGACGUGGUAAAAUCGGUGGAAGGACCAUGGCCAACUAGCAACAGGGCUGAGUACAUGGCAGCUUUAGCUGCUAUGGAACGGGCUAAUAUUCAGGACAGCGACAAGAGGAAAGUGCUGUUCAUUUACUCGGAUAGUAAGCUUCUAAUUGAGUCAAUGAGUAAAUGGAUCUAUCGAUGGCGCAACAAUGGAUGGAGAACGUGCAGUGGCGAAAAGUGA